This is a messenger RNA of Gamsiella multidivaricata, 1251 nucleotides long. RefSeq lists its product as uncharacterized. The record is from RefSeq and is a predicted model, not a curated record. Lineage: Eukaryota; Fungi; Mortierellomycota; Mortierellomycetes; Mortierellales; Mortierellaceae. Bases 1 to 1251 code for a protein of 416 amino acids. The transcript has 10 exons.
AUGUUGAAGAAUCGCACUGGACUGGAUGAACGAAUGACGGGACCCAACAACGCAGAACUUGAAUCCAGAGACUAUACCCGGGUGGAUCGAGCACAGCAGAUGGAAUCCGUGCAUCCCCUGACCGCAGCUGGAGCCCUGGCGCCCAGCUCUUCCGGAACCAAGAAGCCAGCAAAAGGAACCCCAAUUGCUAUCCCCACAAACCAGCGCCGUCUAUCCAAUUUUUCCAUCAAGACUGCGAACAGAGCGCUAAUGACUGGAUAUCGGGACGGCGGUAGUAGCGGGAUGAGGCGAAAAUCCAGCACAGCAUCACAGGGACAUCAAUCGCCACCAUUUUUCCCUCACAAAGACGAUUUUGAUAUCAUUGGGACAGUUCCAGGAUUUGAAAAGCUGGUUGAGGCAGAAGCAAGUAAACACAUCAAGGCGAAAACGAAAGCUACAGAGAUGAGUGCAUCUCUGAAUGAAAUGGAGCCCAAAGACCAGAAGCCUGCCAAAAGAAAAAAGACUGAAAAGGACAACGGAGGCGAUGAAAUUAUGGCUGCAAAGCCAGUGCUGACCGGCCUCAAAGGGCGAAGGCGCAGUUCCGCUUCUGUAGGUUCACUCUCAGUCAAGGAUGUGCCUGCGAUACCCACACCCCUAUCACCUUCCUUACAUCCUACUUCGUCUGAACCCGCCAUACGAUCGUCGUUACCAACCACUCGGAUGUCACCACCAACCACAGGAGGAUCCAUCAAUCGUCUGAAGCAUAUCAAUGGAUUCAGAAGGGAAUCCAUUGGAGGCAAUAAAACACUUAGAUCAACACCUGUGAGCUGGCCUCAAAUGCCCGUGUCGUGCGUGCGGGUUUGGCCAAGGACAGAGUUCACUGCGGCUGGAAUGUCGGUUCAGUUUGGAGCGGAUCGACUGUCAUUGACUAUCAAGCGUAACACUACGAAAGUCCCACACAUGGAACUAAAAUUUGUCAGUUAUUACACUGCGUCGACCUUCAAAAUUUUUCAGUUUGCAACUCGCAACGAUUUCGCGGAAUCUUCGAUUUUGGCGCGGCAGCACAAUUCGGCAGACGACUCAGAGAAAACGCGCCUGGUCACGCUUUUCGUGAAUACGAAUCCGUCGGCUAUUGUGAAUGUCUGCGCUGCUCUGAAGCAGAAGGGCAUAGACACGAAACGUUUAUCGCCGGAAGCUGCGGAGAAAAUCCUAACUUCGAAGAGUAGAAGCCCUUCGACAUCGCGUCUUCCAGAACAGCCUGAAGAAGCGUAA